Liolophura sinensis is the source of this 3900-nucleotide messenger RNA. RefSeq lists its product as uncharacterized. NCBI's taxonomy places the organism in Eukaryota, Metazoa, Mollusca, Polyplacophora, Chitonida, Chitonidae. Gene Ontology annotation, biological process: phosphatidylcholine biosynthetic process. The record is from RefSeq and is a predicted model, not a curated record. The transcript has 9 exons. The coding region runs from base 245 to 1315 and encodes 356 amino acids.
GUUUGGAGGGAAGAAGACUUAUCAGAAGGGCGACAGGCAAUGUGUUAGAAGCUUUCAGACUUACAGAGGACAUAUUUUUAUGAUGUCAGUGGAUUUGACCUCUUUUGUGAUGUUAUUGUGAAAUUAUUGUGUAACCAUUGUGGGAAGAAUCGGGGAGUCAUGAAGGGAAAGAGAAAAGUGUGACACGCUGUCGUUGUUGUUUGACUGUCAUCACGGAAUCGCAGCCACAUUAUACAAAUUUGUGAUGUACGAUAAUCGUAACCUGGAUUUCCAAGGAAGCAUGGAGACCAUUGUUACAUCAAAUGGCUCUGGCCAGGCACGUGUAGAAAAGCUGGAAAGCUGUUGCCCAGCUGGGAAGGCCACAGUGAUCGUGGUAGAGCCUACAGAGAAAAGCUGGGAGCACCAAGUAUCCAGCUCAAGCUCCAACCCCAGCUCCAGCCCCAGCACUAACAAAACACCAGAACUACCCACCUCUACGAGUACUCUGAAGAGGAAGCGAGUGCUGGAGAAGUUUGUGUACAUGACAUCAGUUCUCACAUUGGCCUUUCUGGUGCAUGCCCUCCUCACAGCUCAGUGGCUGCUCCCGUAUUACUACGCUGUUAGUGCACCUGUACUGAUACUCGUGCGAGUGGUCCUGUACUGGAAGUUGAAGUGGCAGUACUUCUUGCUGGACUUUUGUUACUCUGCUAACACCCUGUGGUAUGUCUUUUUGUGGGCUGUUCCAGACCAGUGGAACCUGUUCAGCGUUGUUUACUCCCUGGCUAACGGACCUUUGCUGUGGGCAGUGGUUGUCUACAGAAACUCCCUGGUGUUCCACAGCCUGGACAAAGUUACCUCCUCCUUUAUUCAUCUCCUCCCAACAUUCCUCUCCUUUGGGGUCAGAUGGUAUAGCUCCACCACCUCCCUGUACUGGUACACCUCGUUCAUCCCCCAGCCUCUGGAGCCCUCAUGGGUCUGGCUUGUGGCAGUGCCUCUAGCCUGUUUUGUUAUCCAUUCUUUGAUUUACAGCUUGAUUGUGAAUGUGAUAUUGAAACCAUCUGAUGAGUACCUGACCAGUUAUCGUUAUCUCACAUCAAGGGAGGGAACUUAUCUCUACAUGGUCUUCAACAUGUUUGGACCAAGGGCACGUGUUUACAUGUACACCAUAUUUAACUGGAUGUUCUGCCUAGUUACACUGCUCUUCUCUCGACUUCUGUUCGAGUUCUACAUCGCCAACUGCAUCGCCCUUGCAUUUGUCGUGCUGGUCUGCAUUUUUAACGGAGCCAGUUUUUACAUGGACGUGUUUAGUGUACGUGGUUUUCAGGAUGAGUACUAGCCUGUUUCACACUGCUGUAUUGUGUUCUGGCAGGAUGGUCAUAUCCUGUGCAUAUCAGUCAACCCUUGUCAGGUAUAGUGAAUGCAUUUACCUGCAUCAAAAUUUAAAUGUAUACCUGUAUUUACAAUAAUACAUAUUUUACACCUGUUUGCAGUAUAAAGUUGAUCUCUGUGCUGCCUGGUUUGAAAGAGAUGGGCUUUAUAGGAAUCAUUCUAGUUUUCACUUCUGCUACAAAGUGAAAACUGAUUGCCUUCUGGGCUGUAGGAAAUAUCUCACCAGUCAUAGUUAUUGCAAGUCAUUUUAUAGAACAGAAUGAACAAAAGUGGACAAAUUUUGUAGUGUCCAUUAUUGUUGUAGAAAUGGCUUAAUGGAAUAACUUCUGUGGGAAGGACUUCCAAAUAAUUGCUAAUCCCUACAUGGAGCUUUAUAAACUUCAUUUUUUAAGUCUUAAGCUAUGGAUUUCAACAAAUACCUUUUGCAUAAUACUUUUAACGCAGUGAUUUUAAGUAAUUUGGGAAAAACAGUUGCUGAAUUUUACAGCUUGUAAUUGUUGUCAGGUAACAUUCAUGUGAUGUGAAAUCGCUAAUUAGCACUUCUGUACCUCUGUGACUGUGUUAAUUGUUGUGAAUACCAAACCAUUGUGGCCACAUUGAAAGUGUAGGUCUGAAUCAUUCUAGUUCAUAGGGAUAUUAAUACAUAUGUUUAAACAACAUUUUAUGAUUCGAUGGUGUUACACCCUGAUCUCCUUAAUUUAGUUAUGAUCAAUAUUUAACAGUGUGGGAGUUAAGUAUUUACUGACUUGUUACCAGUGAAUCUCUUUAAGGUGUAAAUAAUGAAAAUGCUGUUUUAGUUUUAAUUGUUUGUGUGUUUCAAUUUUUGUUGUACUUUAUUGGAGUCGUGCUAUAUAUUAUUAAUUCAUAUCAACCUCAUUAAUUACAUGCCCUGUUGUAAUCAGAUAAUCAUGAUUUACCCAAUGAGGCUCAGGUCACUUUUCGUGAAGAGUUACCGCCCUUACUCUGUUAGACCUGAACAAGUUGUAGCAGUUGAAGAGUGUACACGGAGACUCUCCCAUCAAGCAUAACCGUUAUAACUAAUGAUUUAUUAACAUUGUAAAGUUAAUAUAUAGCAGGAAACCCUCAAACUGCAUGCACACAGUUAGCGAUAUAUUUGCUACAUACAUUAGUGAUGUUACAUGAUUAUCAGGUGCUAACAAUUUGACAUAUCCAACAAUCUACCACUGAUUUAGAGUGGGAAGUUUUGUAAACAGUUGACUGAGUUGAUGCUUUGACUGAUUAUAUCCAUUUGUGCACCACAGUUGUUUCCUCAAUGUUCUUGUCUUUUCAUACAACUUUUUACACAACUGCUAGGACAGUAUUGAGAACAAUAACUCAUAGGAAGCCAGAUGUUUUUUGUGUAGUUUUGUCCACAAAUGAUUAUUGUCAAACUGUUUGUUAUUAUUUAUUGUUAGAAGGUGGUUGAAAAAUAGCGAUGAUUGUCCGAACACUUGUUUUAUUUCAUGUACAAGUCUGCGUGUGUAUUUUAAAAAUCUAAUAACUCUACCACAACAUGUACAGAUAUACUCAGAGGAAAAUUCUGUUUAACUUUUAUAUUAUAUUUUGAUUAUAUUUUAUUUGUGCAAUUUUGAGAAUACAACACGACAUCUGUGUUAAUGAAACACAAAGCAGCAAUCAGGUAAAUAAAAAAAUACAUUUAUGAUUGGGUGAUUGGGAUCAUCUCCACAGACCAGUACAGUCCACUCCCCCUCCCCCAAUUCAAGGGAUAUAGCCCCAUGACAAAAGCAUUCCAUUCAGUCUUCGUGUUCCCAAAAUGACACUCUUGCUAGCUUAUUUAAAAUCUGCUUUCCAUCGUUCAAAUCCAGCUUUGGUGAUCGACCCUCUGAAGGUUGUAGUCAAGUACAUGGCCUCGUACAUGCUCUGCCUGAAGAUUUUUACAGCAGAUUUAUUUCUGUGCAUGUUCCACACGUUAUAUGGCACAGAUACAUAGAUGUGCUCCUCUUGUUUUUAUUUAGGAAAAAAAUGAAUUUUUUAUAUGGCUUCCUCUGGUGUUGGUGACUUUCUCUGUUGAGGAAGAAAAAAUAUUGAGCUAUGUAAAUUUUUUGAAAAACAUAAUCUUGUUGAAUGCACCCUCUCUUUGGACAUGAUGUAGUCCUGGUUUUUAUCUCCUUCACUUUCACUUUGACAUACCUGUCUGUUUAUGGUGUAUUGUUUUUGGCUACUUUACCAAGAUGAACUGGUAGAACAGAUACUGAGUGCUGAGUUGGCAAUGAAGAAUUUGCAAAAUUGUUGGUUGAUAUUUAUAUGUAUUUCAUUAUUUCUUUCAACAAGACGUAUUGUUAUUUUUAUAUUGUUUUGCUGAUGAAUUUACUUUCACAUUCUAGUCUGUUUGUGGUGUGUAUUUUUUUUCUUUGGGUCAUUUUACCAAAAUGUUUUAGUAGGACUUAGACGGAGUGCUAAGUUGACAGUGAAGUAUUGUAGGUGGAUUUGCAAAAUUGUUGGUUGACAUUUAUAUGCAUUCCAUUAUUUCUUUCACCUAGCCAGAGUAAAUAUUUUAAAAUCAUCAUUUGA